Molecule: messenger RNA, 2291 nt
Organism: Anopheles coustani
Lineage: Eukaryota; Metazoa; Arthropoda; Insecta; Diptera; Culicidae
Exons: 3
Coding region: 154-723 (189 amino acids)
Molecular function (GO): RNA binding
Source: RefSeq, a predicted model, not a curated record
GGCAAAUCGACACUUCCGUUCAUUCUUCAUCCGACUUUCGUGCGGGGAAGAUAAAUUUCGUACCGUGAAACCGUUGACCGUGUGCUCGUGAAGGAGUAUAAGUAGCAGUAGUUGCAGCAGCAAAGGAGAUAAAAAGAAGUCAUCAUUGCAAACAUGCCAGACUGGAGAGAACGUGACGAUUCGGACCGCGGAUACAGCGGUGGCGGCGGCGGCGGUGGCGACAGCUACAGCUACGACCGGGAACGCCGGGAUUACCGUAGCGACCGUGGAGGCUACGACCGCAAUGGUAGCGGUGGCGGCGGCGGUGGCUACCGCUCGGGCGGCUACGGACGCCGUGACGACGACGGUGGCUACCGUGGUGGUGGUGGCGGCGGUGGCGGCUACCGUGGCAAUGGAGGCGGUGGUGGAAGCGGUGGCGGUAGCCGCGGCCCGCCGAGGAUUGACCCGGCCACGGCCAAGACCGAGGUAUUCGAGGUGGAGGCCGAUAAGGUGAAGUUCAUUAUCGGUCGCGGCGGUAACAAGAUCCGCGAAAUCCAGGACCGUUGCCGUGUGUCGGUGCAGAUUGACAAGGCUCGCAACGAGAAUGGCGCCAAUAAUGUAUCCGUCAUGGGCGAUCAGCUGAACAUUGAUCGCGCGCGGGACAUGAUCAAUACCAUCAUCAACGACGACAGACGGGACCGUGAGGAUGACCGGCGGCGUGAAGGUAACGGUCUGGCGUUCUAAGCGAACCCAACCAACCCCUCCAAAGCGACAGCAACACUCCACACACUCCGUUUUUUUCACGAUGGUAAAGAGAAGAAGAAAGUCCUCUCCGCAUCGUCGCUGUGUGUGAAAGACGAGUUAGACAGAGGCAGAGAGCGGAAGGAGAAAGUGAAAGACGGUGGCGGCGGAGACGGAGAAGAAAACUGCAGAACGUUAAAAAGAAAAAUAUAAACAUCAGUACAGUGUAAUAACAACAGUAACAAGCGAUAAACAGUAACAGUAAACAAAGCGAAAAGCACGCCAAUUUACCAGCAAACGCAAAAGUAAUCCCGGCGCUACUAGCGUCGCGCGAGGUCUUUCUUCCCGUAUGGCGAACCAACCGAGACACACAGUAAAAGGAUUGUUUUUAGUUUCUAUAAUAUUGCGGCAAACUCAAGCUACUUUUAUAACAGACGCGAGAUUACCUUAGAAAAGAGACAAGCAGGCAGGCAGGAACAUUCGUAUAACUCUAUUGUACGUAUGAGGCAAACGCUCAUAUAUGACGGUAAUUCCAUGAACACGGUGAAAAGAGAAAAAUAAUAAAUGAUAACGAUCGUAAAGCAAAAGAGAUCCCAGUUUAACGCGAAGAUGGUGACGUCGGUGGUGUAUGUUGUGUGUUGUAACUACUAACACAUAGAAUUCUGUCGCUCGCGGAACAGCGCGGCUAAAGGAUUCCGUUGCAUUUCUCAUUGCGUCCGAGACGAAGAAGAAGAAGAAGGGGUGAGGGUCAAUCUGGUCGUAGCAUAAAACAGGGCCAAUUUUAGAGAAGAACCAGCUGCUGCUAGUAAAAGCUGGACAGUGUAAUAUACGCGGUACAAAACAAAAAAUACAGCGAAAGUAGCCAGGGCAGCGAGAAAAGUCGGUUGGUGUACAGUUUGUGCCCUCAUGGUUCCACCUUCUCCUUUUUUGUUUUGGGCCACCCUUGGACCGAACUGCUCUCGAAUCGUUUGGUCGUAUCCUUUAUCGUGUGUACAUUUGACGAGACUGAUUCCAAACGUUUUUUUUAAAUAUUAUUUAAUUGUACUAAUCAAACGCGUGUAGCUGCCCGCCCUCCUCUUCCUUCCGUUUUAUCUCCAUAUAUGUUUUGGGGAUUGGGCAAAGUUUAUCAUCGCUGAGGUAACGAUCUUAACUAUAGAACCUGUACUACCUUAUUACUACUGUUUUUUGCGUUAAUACAAGCAUAACACGCUAGAGGAUCUUGGCAGAGUUCAGCUUUUAAUGUAGUACUGAAAACAGGGAAAGGAAAAGAGAAAACUGCACCACAGGAGGAAGGGGGCAGGCAGCCAAAAUAAACGGUUAAAACUGUACGGGGAAAGUAUCCGGACCAAAACACACACGCCGCGUGUGUGUAGCAGGAAACAUGAAGUUGCAGUGCGCGGGCAAAUCGUAAACGUUAGGGCGCAGAGAUGUAAUUCUAGCAGGAAAAAAAAAAACAAUGGUGACACUAUAUUAUUAUUCUCCACUCAGCAGUAACAAAAAAACACGGUUAAAAAACGUCAUGGGUUAAAGAAACGCAAAGGAAAAGAAAUAUAAAUUGUCUUGAAACACGA